ACAGAAACUGAACAUUUCAACGGAGGAAAGAUCGAGCCUGAUUCAUUUGUACUUUAUAAGCGAAACGCGUUGAAACUAUCGUUCAAACUGCAAAUAAAUUACUAAUUUCAACAUUUUGUAGUUAAAGUGUUAUAAAUUAAGUGAUAAACUCUUAAGAUUCAAAGUAUUUAAUCAGAAAUAAGUUUCACAUUUUUCGGCUUCUUCUUUCACAAACACAAAGAAAGAAAAAAGACGAGAACAAUUCAUUUUUUUUUUCAUCCAGAAUCGCUCCGUGAAGUGGAUUUCUUUUUAUACAAAGUUUUUAUACAUUACUUAAAACAAAAAAUUUACAAGCUGUUGUGAAAAAGAAAAUAAGAAAUAAUUGAAAAUGACGGAGGAUUUAAGAGAUCGGAAUGAUCCCGAACUGAAAUAUUUAAGUGUUGAAAGGAGUAAUUUCAAUGAUCCAGCAACACAAGCUGAAUGGACGCAGAAACGAUUGGUGUGGGUUCCAUCUGAAACUCAGGGAUUCGUCGCUGCAAGCAUCAAAGGUGAACGUGGCGAUGAAGUGGAAGUUGAACUGGCCGAAACCGGCAAACGAGUGAUGGUACUUAAAGAUGAUAUACAGAAGAUGAAUCCACCGAAGUUCGACAAAGUUGAGGAUAUGGCUGAGUUGACAUGCCUCAAUGAAGCUUCUGUCUUGCACAAUAUCAAAGAUCGAUACUAUUCAGGAUUGAUUUAUACAUAUUCAGGACUUUUCUGUGUCGUCGUCAAUCCUUAUAAGAAACUUCCAAUCUACACUGAGAAGAUUAUGGAACGAUACAAGGGCAUUAAACGACACGAAGUUCCGCCACAUGUUUUUGCCAUCACUGAUACUGCUUAUCGAUCCAUGCUCCAAGAUCGCGAAGAUCAAUCAAUUUUGUGUACGGGUGAGUCUGGUGCUGGCAAAACGGAGAAUACUAAGAAGGUGAUUCAGUAUUUGGCUUAUGUAGCUGCAUCAAAGCCAAAAGGUUCAAUCUCGGGUCCAAGUCCGGCAUUAAUCAUCGGCAAAUUCAUUCGAAUCAACUUCGACACUUCCGGUUACAUUUCUGGUGCUAACAUCGAAACAUAUUUGCUUGAAAAAUCGCGAGCCAUUCGUCAAGCAACUGACGAACGAACAUUCCAUAUAUUCUAUCAGUUGCUUGCUGGUGCAACGCCUGAACAGCGAGAACGUUUUAUCUUGGAUGACAUCCGAAGUUAUCCUUUCUUGUCGAAUGGAAGUCUUCCAGUUCCAGGUGUCGAUGAUGCUGCCGAUUAUCAAGCAACUGUCAAAGCAAUGAACAUCAUGGGAAUGACGCAAGAUGAUUUCAAUUCAAUCUUUCGCAUUGUCAGUGCUGUUCUUCUUUUUGGUUCGAUGACAUUCAAACAGGAGAGAAGUUCAGAUCAAGCAACAUUACCAGACAAUACUGUCGCUCAGAAGAUCGCUCAUUUGUUGGGCUUAAGUGUCACUGACAUGACAAAAGCAUUCCUAACACCACGUAUAAAAGUUGGUCGAGACUUCGUGACGAAAGCUCAAACAAAGGAACAAGUUGAGUUUGCUGUUGAAGCAAUUGCAAAAGCAUGUUAUGAACGAAUGUUCAAGUGGCUUGUUAAUCGAAUUAACCGAUCAUUGGACCGUACAAAACGUCAAGGUGCAUCUUUCAUUGGAAUUCUCGAUAUGGCUGGCUUUGAAAUCUUCCAACUCAACUCGUUUGAACAACUUUGCAUUAACUACACAAAUGAAAAACUUCAACAACUCUUCAAUCAUACGAUGUUCAUUUUGGAACAAGAAGAAUAUCAGCGUGAAGGUAUUGAAUGGAAGUUUAUCGAUUUCGGGUUGGACUUACAGCCAACGAUCGAUUUGAUUGAUAAGCCAGGCGGUAUUAUGGCACUUUUAGAUGAAGAAUGUUGGUUCCCGAAAGCAACUGAUAAGACAUUUGUUGAUAAAUUAUCUUCUGCCCAUAACGUUCACCCGAAAUACAUGAAAACAAAUUUCCGUGGUGUUUCUGACUUUGCCAUCGUUCAUUAUGCUGGAAAAGUUGAUUAUUCAGCUGCUAAAUGGUUGAUGAAGAACAUGGAUCCAUUAAAUGAAAACAUCGUUUCAUUGCUGCAAAGCUCACAAGAUCCAUUCGUUGUUCAAAUCUGGAAAGAUGCAGAAAUCGUUGGGAUGGCACAACAAGCAUUAACCGACACUCAAUUUGGUGCUAGAACAAGAAAGGGAAUGUUCCGAACUGUAUCGCAUUUGUACAAGGAACAACUUGCUAAACUUAUGGACACUUUACGUAACACAAAUCCAAACUUUGUUCGUUGCAUUAUUCCAAAUCAUGAGAAACGUGCUGGAAAGAUUGAAGCACAUUUGGUGUUGGAUCAAUUACGAUGCAAUGGUGUUCUGGAAGGUAUUCGAAUCUGUCGACAAGGUUUUCCGAAUCGUAUUCCAUUCCAAGAGUUCCGUCAACGUUACGAAUUGUUGACACCAAAUGUUAUUCCAAAAGGGUUCAUGGAUGGAAAGAAAGCAUGCGAGAAGAUGAUUCAAGCUUUGGAAUUGGACAGCAAUUUGUUCCGUGUCGGUCAGUCAAAGAUUUUCUUCCGUGCUGGUGUUUUGGCACAUCUUGAAGAAGAACGAGAUUACAAGAUAACUGACUUGAUUGUCAACUUCCAAGCAUUCUGUCGUGGCUUUUUAGCUCGUCGCAAUUAUCAAAAACGACUUCAACAAUUGAACGCCAUUCGAAUUAUUCAACGAAAUUGUGCUGCUUAUUUGAAGCUCCGCAAUUGGCAAUGGUGGCGUUUAUAUACGAAAGUGAAGCCUCUUUUGGAAGUGACGAAACAAGAAGAAAAGCUCGUACAAAAAGAAGAUGAAUUGCGUCAGAUUCGCGAUAAAUUGGAUAAUUUAUCGAAGACAACACAGGAGUAUGAGAAGAAAUAUCAAACAGCAAUUGAAGAGAAGACUCAUCUUGCUGAACAGCUUCAAGCUGAGAUUGAACUUUGUGCUGAAGCUGAAGAAAGUCGCAUGCGUUUAGCUGGACGAAAGCAGGAACUUGAAGAGAUGAUGCAAGAUUUGGAAGCUCGUGUGGAAGAGGAAGAAGAACGUGUUAAUGCUUUGAAUAAUGAGAAGAAGAAACUUGCAGUAAACAUUCAAGAUUUAGAAGAGCAAUUGGAAGAGGAAGAAACAGCUCGUCAAAAGUUGCAAUUGGAAAAAGUUCAGUUGGAUGCAAAGAUUAAAAAGUAUGAAGAAGAUCUUGCAGCUACUGAUGAUCAGAAUCAAAAGCUUCUGAAGGAGAAAAAAGUUCUGGAAGAACGUGCCAACGAUUUGUCGCAAACACUCGCUGAAGAAGAAGAGAAAGCAAAACAUUUGGCGAAAUUAAAAGUGAAGCAUGAAGCGUCGAUUGCUGAAUUGGAAGAGAAACUUCGCAAAGAUCACCAACAACGUCAAGAAAGCGACCGAACCAAGCGAAAGGUUGAAUCAGAAGUUGCUGAUCUUAAAGAACAAUUGAAUGAAAAGAAGACUCAAAUCGAAGAGAUUCAAACUCAAUUGGUGAAACGCGAAGAAGAAUUGACAAACACAUUGCUGCGUAUUGAUGAAGAAUCAGCUGCCAAGGCAAAUGCUCAGAAGCUUCAACGCGAAUUGGAGUCACAAUUAGCUGAGAUUCAAGAAGAUUUAGAUGCCGAGAAAGGUGCACGUGCAAAGGCUGAAAAACAAAAACGUGACUUAAAUGAAGAGCUUGAAGCUCUGAAGAAUGAAUUGUUGGAUUCAUUGGAUACAACAGCUGCUCAACAAGAACUUCGUUCGAAACGUGAACAAGAAGUUGCUUCACUGAAGAAAGCAUUCGAAGAUGAAACUGUCAACCAUGAAAGUCAGUUGCAAGACAUGCGCCAUAAGCAUGGACAAGAAUUGUCAUUGAUCAACGAGCAAUUGGAGAAUAUCAAAAAGAAUAAAACUGGUCUUGAGAAACAAAAGCAAACUCUCGAAGCUGAAAAUGCUGAUUUAGCUACUGAAUUGCGAAAUGUUAAUCAAUCACGUCAGGAGAAUGAUCGACGUCGUAAACAAGCUGAACAGCAAUUUGCAGAAGUUCAGAUGAAAUUCGUUGAACUUGAACGUGUUCGAUCGGAAAUGCAAGAAAAAAUGAUGAAACUUCAACAAGAGUCUGACACUUUAACACAGCAACUUGAAGAAGCUGAGACAAAAGCUUCAGCUGCAGUUAAGUCUGCGAGUACCAUUGAAAGUCAACUUUCAGAAUCACAACAACUUCUCGAAGAAGAAACUCGUCAAAAGUUAGCUUUAAGCUCGAAAUUACGUCAACUGGAAUCGGAGAAAGAAGCACUUCAAGAACAACUGGAAGAUGAUGAAGAAAUGAAACGAAAUUACGAGAAGAAAAUGUCUGAAUUGACAAUUCAGAUGCAAGAAAUGAAGAAGAAAGCUGAUGAAGAAGAAGCUCAACGUACUAAAGUUCUUGAUCUUGAGAAGAAACAAAAGAAUUUCGAUAAAGUUCUUGCUGAAGAGAAAGCUGUAAGUGAACAAUUUGCACAAGAACGUGACGGUGCUGAACGUGAUGCUCGUGAGAAGGAAACGAAGGUGCUGUCAUUAACUCGUGAAUUGGACGAAGCUUACGAGAAGAUUGAAGAUUUGGACACCAAACGUAAAACUCUCCAGAAUGAGUUGGAUGAAUUGGCAAACACUCAGGGAACUGCUGAUAAGAAUGUGCAUGAAUUGGAGAAAGCAAAACGCGCCCUUGAGAGUCAAUUAGCAGAGCUGAAAGCACAAAAUGAAGAGCUUGAAGAUGAUUUGCAACUGACUGAAGAUGCAAAACUUCGAUUGGAAGUCAACAUGCAAGCACUUCGAACACAAUUUGAACGUGACAUUCAAUCGAAGGAAGAGCAAGCCGAAGAGAAACGUCGUGGGCUUGUUAAGAAUCUUCGUGAUUUAGAAACGGAAUUGGAAGAAGAACGCAAGCAAAGAUCAGCUGCUGUUGCUGCAAAGAAGAAGCUUGAAAGUGACCUGAAAGACAUUGAAGCCACUUUGGAGAUGAACAAUAAAGUGAAGGAAGAUGCAGUGAAACAAGCAAAGAAACUUCAAGCUCAGAUGAAAGACAUCAUAAGAGAUGCUGAAGAUGCAAGAGCAGCUAAGGAAGAACUUGCUGCACUUAGCAAAGAAACUGAAAAGAAGUUCAAAGCUCUCCAAGCCGAAAACACUCAACUGACAGAAGAUUUAGCAAGUUCAGAACGUGCUCGACGAGCUGCUGAAACUGAACGUGACGAGUUGCAAGAUGAGAUCAAUUCAAAUUCAAGCAAAGGAUCGUUGAUAAUUGAUGAGAAGCGUCGUUUGGAAGCUCGAAUUUCGGCACUUGAAGAAGAGUUGGAAGAAGAACAAUCGAACGCUGAAUUGCUGGUCGAUCGCAAUCGAAAGGCACAAUUGAACAUUGAACAGUUGACAACGGAAUUGGCAACUGAAAAAUCAAAUGCACAAAAACAUGAGAAUGCAAGAACUUUAUUGGAGCGUCAAAACAAAGAUUUGAAAGCAAAAUUGGCCGAAUUUGAGACAACACAACGCACGAAACUCAAAGCACAAGUUUCGGCUUUAGAGGCGAAGAUUAACAACUUGAAUGAGCAAAUCGAGAAUGAAGCUAAGGAACGUUUACUUCAGCAGAAGAAUAAUCGCAGAUUGGAAAAGAAGAUUAAAGAGUUGACGAUGAACGUUGAAGAUGAACGUCGUCAUGCUGAUCAAUACAAGGAGCAAAUUGAAAAUUUGAAUAGUCGCCACAAAAUACUUAAACGAAACAUCGAUGAAGCUGAAGAAGAGAUUCAAAAGGAGAAAACUCUGAAGCGAAAAGCUCAACGUGACAUGGAAGACAUGUUGGAGACUCAAGAGGCGCUUAAUCGCGAAUUAAAUUCAGUGAGAUCAAAAUUGAGACGAGGUGGAAGCUCAAUGAACUACAGCACACCUGGACGUUUGUCAACCCCCAAGCGUGGUGAUGAAAGUGCUAUUCAAGAUGAGUCAAUCGAUGGCGAAGAAACGAAGUUAGAAUAGAAUCGCUAAUUGAAUCAUUUUUCGCCCAUUUUUUUCAUUAUAAAACAUUUUAUUUUAUUAUUUCAUCAAUUUUCUCCGUUAACUUUUACGCAUUUAGAUUUUUGUAGUAAGGAUGUGGAAAAAUCUUUCACUACGUUUUAUGUUAAACUUUCACUGGUUUCCAUUAAUUAUAUAUUUUGUUUUUGUUCAUUUGCCGUGAAAUUAUUUGAAUCUAUAAGUUAAAAUCAAAAAGAAAAAUGCAAGGAACAUUCAUCGAAACAGCAUCAAAUGAAAUUAAACCAUGUAAUGGACAUAAAACAAUAAUAAAAUUGAAAAUUAUCUCUUAAGCAAUGAGUUAAAAUAAAAGGAAAUGAAUUACAUCAGUAUCAUAGAAACUAUAGAAAGUGCCAUUUUCUAAAUUCCAUUUUCUGAAAAUGAAUUUAUAAACUGAAAACAAACAAAAAAAAAGAUUCACGAAAACAAUUUGUGUAACGAGAAAGAUUGAUCGAGCAACGUUGAUGGAAAUUCAUUUAGACUUAAAAAAUUGAUCAAUAACAAUUUUUAAUUAAAGCGAUAGUUGACUAACUUGAGGGUAAAGAUGCGUACAUUUUAUAUACACAAGAAUGAAAAGAAGUAACUAAAUUAUCUAAAAUGAAAAGUUCUUUUUAUGUUUAAAUAAUUGAGCAUUUUGUCGAGAUGCUGUCGGGGUAGAUGAGGAAAUAAAGGUGGCAAUUAAUGAAAAGAAAUUUCAUCUCGACAUCAAAUGACAAUCGCUGCGCAUUACUUUUUCUAUUGAAACGGUAUUCUAACUAACUUGUUAAGUAUAAGAAUUUAUUAAAUCUUCCUUUUUUGUAAUUUGUUAAAAUGAAGGCUUAUUACAGGCAUCAAAUAAAAAUAUCAGCCACAAACUUUUUACGAAAUAUUAAAAGAUA
Messenger RNA from Clunio marinus, 6927 nucleotides. The record is from the annotation of a GenBank genome assembly. NCBI's taxonomy places the organism in Eukaryota, Metazoa, Arthropoda, Insecta, Diptera, Chironomidae.